CUCAUUUUUUCUCUCUUUCACCUCCUCCGGCCUCGGGACUCCGGCCUGGGUGACGCGCAGCCCCCUCCCGGCCCUGCAGCCCCUGCGCGGGCGGCGCCCCUCGGACCCCCGGGCGCUGAGGGCCCGAGGGCCGGGGCCCAGGGGGAAGCCGGCGGCCUGCGCGGAGGAGGCGGCCGGCGCGGCUGGCGGAGCAUGAGCGCCCCAGAUUCCGGCCAUCACAGCUCUAGAUCCCGAGGAAGACUGGCUCGGGGAAGGCCAGGCACCGGCCUGGAGGCGUAGAAGUCAGACCUCCAUCACGGGACAGCAGCCGCUGUCUACGGAGCACCGACUACAUGCCAGGAGGAGGACCAGAGAUGGAUGACUAUAUGGAGACACUGAAGGAUGAAGAGGAUGCCUUGUGGGAGAAUGUGGAGUGCAACCGGCACAUGCUGAGUCGCUACAUCAACCCAGCCAAGCUCACCCCCUACCUGCGCCAGUGUAAGGUCAUUGAUGAGCAGGAUGAAGACGAAGUGCUCAAUGCACCCAUGUUGCCUUCCAAGAUCAACCGGGCAGGCCGACUGUUGGACAUUCUACAUACCAAGGGCCAAAGGGGCUACGUGGUCUUCUUGGAGAGCCUGGAAUUUUACUACCCGGAACUGUACAAACUGGUGACUGGAAAGGAGCCUACCCGGAGAUUCUCUACCAUUGUGGUGGAGGAGGGCCACGAAGGCCUCACGCACUUCCUCAUGAACGAGGUCAUCAAGCUGCAGCAGCAGAUGAAGGCCAAGGACCUACAGCGGUGCGAGCUCCUGGCCAAGUCGCGGCAGCUGGAGGACGAGAAGAAGCAGCUCACCCUGACUCGAGUGGAGCUGCUGACCUUCCAGGAGCGGUACUACAAGAUGAAGGAGGAGCGUGACGGCUACAACGACGAGCUGGUCAAGGUGAAGGACGACAACUACAACUUGGCCAUGCGCUACGCCCAGCUCAGUGAGGAAAAGAACAUGGCGGUCAUGAGGAGCCGAGACCUCCAGCUCGAGAUUGACCAACUAAAGCAUCGGCUGAAUAAAAUGGAGGAGGAGUGCAAGCUGGAGAGGAACCAGUCUCUGAAGCUCAAGAAUGAUAUUGAGAAUCGGCCCAAGAGGGAGCAAGUCCUGGAGCUGGAGCGGGAGAAUGAGAUGCUAAAGACCAAAAUCCAGGAGCUGCAGUCCAUCAUCCAGGCCGGAAAGCGCAGCCUGCCGGACUCGGACAAGGCCAUCCUGGACAUCCUGGAGCAUGACCGCAAGGAGGCUCUGGAGGACCGGCAGGAGCUUGUCAACAAGAUCUACAACCUGCAGGAGGAGGUCCGCCAGGCAGAGGAGCUGCGGGACAAGUACCUGGAGGAGAAGGAGGACCUGGAGCUCAAGUGCUCGACGCUGGGCAAGGACUGUGAGAUGUACAAACACCGCAUGAACACGGUCAUGCUGCAGCUGGAGGAGGUGGAGCGCGAGCGGGACCAGGCCUUCCAUUCCCGGGACGAAGCGCAGACCCAGUACUCACAGUGCUUAAUCGAAAAGGACAAGUACAGGAAGCAGAUCCGAGAGCUGGAGGAGAAAAAUGACGAAAUGAGGAUUGAGAUGGUCCGGCGGGAAGCCUGCAUCGUCAACCUGGAGAGCAAGCUCCGGCGCCUCUCCAAGGACAGCAGCGGCCUGGACCAGAGUCUGCCCAGGAACCUGCCGGUGGCCAUCUCUCAGAAUUUUGGGGAUGCCAGCCCCAGGACCAACGGGCAGGAAGCUGACGACUCGUCUACAUCGGAGGAGUCCCCAGAAGACAGCAGAUACUUCCUGCCCUACCACCCGCCCAAGCGCAGGAUGAACCUGAAGGGCAUCCAGCUGCAGAGAGCCAAAUCCCCCAUCAGCCUGAAGCGAACCUCAGAUUUCCAAGGGCGAGGCCAUGAAGAAGAAGGCACGGACGCCAGCCCCAGCUCCUCCAGAUCCCUGCCCAUCACCAACUCCUUCUCCAAGAUGCAACCCCACCGAAGCCGCUCCAGCAUCAUGUCCAUCACGGCCGAGCCCCCCGGAAACGACUCUAUCCUCAGGCGCUACAAGGAAGACGCGCCUCACCGCAGCACAGUCGAGGAAGACAAUGACAGUGGCGGGUUCGAUGUCUUGGACUUUGACGAUGACAGUCACGAUCGCUGCUCCUUCGGACCCCCGUCCGUCCACUCCUCCUCCUCCUCCCACCAGUCCGAGGGCCUGGACGCCUACGACCUGGAGCAAGUCAACCUCAUGUUUAGGAAGUUCUCUCUAGAAAGGCCCUUCCGGCCAUCUGUCACGUCCGUGGGGCACGUGCGGGGUCCCGGGCCCUUGGUGCAGCACACCACGCUGAACGGCGACAGCCUCAUCUCACAGCUCACCCUGCUCGGGGGUAACGCGCGAGGGAGCUUCGUCCACACGGUCAAGCCGGGCUCCCUGGCCGAGAAGGCCGGCCUCCGCGAGGGCCACCAGCUGCUGCUGCUGGAAGGCUGCAUCAAAGGCGAGCGGCAGAGCGUCCCGUUGGACACGUGCACAAAGGAGGAGGUGCACUGGACCAUCCAGAGAUGCAGCGGCCCCAUCACACUGCACUACAAGGUCAACCAGGAAGGGUACCGGAAGCUGCUGAAGGACAUGGAGGAGGGCCUGAUCACCUCGGGGGACUCCUUCUACAUCCGGCUGAACCUGAACAUCUCCAGUCAGCUGGACGCCUGCUCCCUGUCCCUGAAGUGUGAUGACGUUGUGCACGUCCGCGACACCAUGUACCAGGACAGGCAUGAGUGGCUGUGCGCACGGGUCGACCCCUUCACGGACCACGACCUGGACGCGGGCACCAUACCCAGCUACAGCCGAGCCCAGCAACUCCUCCUGGUCAAGCUGCAGCGUCUGAUGCACAGGGGCAGCCGAGAGGAGGUGGACACCACCCACCACACCCUGAGGGCGCUCCGGAACACCCUGCAGCCCGAAGAGCCGCUUUCCACCAGUGACCCCCGAGUCAGUCCCCGCCUCUCUCGAGCAAGUUUCCUUUUUGGCCAGCUCCUUCAGUUUGUCAGCAGGUCUGAGAACAAGUACAAGAGAAUGAAUAGCAACGAGCGAGUCCGUAUUGUCUCGGGGAGCCCGCUGGGGAGCCUGGCCCGGACGUCCCUGGAUGCCACCAAACUCUUGACUGAGAAGCAGGAAGAGCUGGACCCCGAGAGUGAGCUCAGCAAGAACCUCAGCCUGAUCCCCUACAGCCUGGUGCAUGCCUUCCACUGUGAGCGCCGCCGGCCCGUCCUCUUCACACCCACCAUGCUGGCCAAGGCGCUGGUCCAGAAGCUGCUCAACUCGGGGGGCGCGAUGGAGUUCACCAUGUGCAAGCCAGAUGUUGUCACCAGAGACGAGUUCCUCAGGAAGCAGAAGAUGGAGACCAUCAUCUACUCCCGAGAGAAGAACCCCAACACUUUUGAAUGCAUUGUUCCCGCCAACAUUGAAGCUGUGGCCGCCAAGGACAAACACUGUCUGCUGGAGGCUGGAAUCAGCUGCACCAGAGACUUGAUCAAGUCCGGGAUCUACCCCAUCGUGCUCUUCAUUCGGGUGUCGGAGAAGAACAUCAAGAGGUUCAGGAAGAUGCUGCCACGGCCCGAGACGGAGGAGGAAUUUCUGCGGCUGUGCCGGCUGAAGGAGAAGGAGCUAGAAGCCUUACCCUGCCUGUACUCCACAGUGGAAGCCGACAUGUGGGGCAGUGUGGAGGAGCUGCUCCGUGUCCUCAAAGACAAGAUCAGCGAGGAGCAGCGCAAGACCGUCUGGGUGGACGAGGACCAGCUGUGAGCGGGCCCCUGGAGUCUGAGCGCAGCUCCCAGGGGUGUCCGGACCCCCAGCGGGCGGUGCCGUGGGGGCAAGGGGGCUCCGUCCACCCUGUUACGGGGACCCCCAGCCCCAGAGAGCCCCGGGGCAGACGCAGCUGCAGGGACAGACACUCUCCGGUGGGAACGGGACGGGUGUGUGCACCCCCAACCCCCGGGGCUGACCUGGCUGAGGCGUCCCACCCCAUGGCACCAGCAGGGAGGCAGGGCCCCCCGAAGGACACGACGCCAGGCCGGAGGCCAGUGGCCCCUCGGAAGUCAGAGCAGCAGAUGAAUGUAAUGCAUGGAGCAGGUGUGCUUCCUGUAGGGCAGGGACCCAGAAUGCCAGGGCACCUGCCAGCCCUCGGGACACACCAGAUACACAUUUCCCAGGCAGGGCAGUUAGGGUGGAAUGGGAAACGUGCCAUGCUAUUAUUUUUCUUGCAUUAAAAUCUCUCCAUUUCCUUGUUUUCAACCUUUUUAAAAAUUAUUAUUUCAUCGCUGGCAGAGGUGUCCAACUCUUGCCCCCUCUGUAACCUGCAAACCACUUCUGCAAAGCUAAGGUCAGGCCCCACGUCGGGUGCAGGCAGGGAGAGCGGACGUCCCAGUCUACCCAGGACACACCUGAUUUGUACCUGGGCUUUGGGCGGGAUGAAUAACAGCCCCUCUUUGACUAACAUACGUCCUGAUUUGGGUGACAAGUUAUCAAGUCACUCUGGGAAGGACCCAUCCUUCCAUAGGCUGCUUGGGAGGUUGCCCCCGCCCCCCCCGACUCCAGCCCUGAGGCCAGAGCCCCUUACUCUGCUCUCCCUACACAGGCUCUCUGCUUCUCUGCACGUCACGUUCAUACACGCAGCCUCACUUCCUCUUUCCAUUCAGCAUGUGGGGUAUGGGUCUCGAUGGGGCUUGCUCCCACUGCCCAGGAGCUGGGGCAGGGAGUGUGUGUGCAGGAGAGCCGUGCUUCCCUCCACAGCAGAUGGCAAAGGCCCUGUGGGUUCUAGAGCCAUUCGCCUCCUUGACCCCUUCCUGCAGACUUUCCAAGUAUGGACCCGACCGGGCUUGGCCAAAACCAGGCCACGCCCAGCCUGGUCACCACGCUGAGUAUUCAUCAUCCGGGUGGGUGGCAGGCUGGGCUUCCAUCCCAGGUCUCUGUGUUCAUGAGAACUGUGGGAGAAACUGCUGGUUGACAGCCCAGUCUCCACACUCCCUUCCUUACUAACAGAAUCCUGUUUUUAUUCUGGAAAAUUGUGUACAGCUAAGAGACCAUAUAUCCCAGCCUCCCUUGCAGCUAGGGAGGAAUCAGGGAAAUGUAAGGCAACAAGGUUUGGAGGAAAGACAAAGCAGACAAACAGCCCUUCCUCUAGUUUCCUGACUGGACUACAGAUGCGAUGGCUGGAGCUCCAGCAGUCAUCUUGGAUCUUGAGGUGACCUUGAGAAUGGAAACUCUGCUCAGAGAGUGGUGAAAAGAGAAAAGGAGUCUGAGUCACUGAUGGCACUUUGGAGCCCAGGAUUACUGCUUGGGUUUUGUUUACAUGGGACAGAAGUAAAUUUUUAUCUUGUGUUCAACGGCUGUUAUUUCAGUCCUUGGUUUCUUACAGCUUAAAGCAAUUCCUAACAGAUACAGGAACAACCCCUGGUCUUACAUACCAUGGGCAUGCAUUGAUCUGCUAGGUUUGGGCCGCAUAUUCAAG
Messenger RNA from Zalophus californianus (California sea lion), 5499 nucleotides. RefSeq names its product caspase recruitment domain family member 11 (gene CARD11). The record is from RefSeq and is a predicted model, not a curated record. Gene Ontology annotation, molecular function: protein binding. Gene Ontology annotation, biological process: positive regulation of canonical NF-kappaB signal transduction; regulation of apoptotic process. Lineage: Eukaryota; Metazoa; Chordata; Mammalia; Carnivora; Otariidae. The coding region runs from base 333 to 3794 and encodes 1153 amino acids. The transcript is spliced from 25 exons.